AUAAACAGACGGUGGCAUAAAUGUUACACAGUCCUCAGACCUGUAACUUAGAGCUGAUGAGCAUCAGGUGAAUGUGAGGAGAUUUGAAGAUGAGAUGAUGAUAUCAAAGAACGUGUGAGCUUGUCUUGGAUUAUAUUCUUGGUGAACUCUUAAUGGGAAUACUCAUCAGACAGCCCAUUACGGAAGACUAACAACAUUAAGCAUUCUCUUGUCAGCAUUGACAAGAACUGUACAUACUACUGCAAUCUGAGGAGUGAGCUUUGGUGAGGGCUCCUCCACAAUGAGAGACCGCUUAGAAGAGCUGCAGCAGAAGGCUCGAGAGUUUUCUGGCGCAGCAAGUGAGAAUACCAACCCUUUCUCAGUGGAGGGUGAUAAUGAUGACUCUGUGGUGGUCGGGGUCAUAACGCCACAGGCUGUGGUGUUUGAGGAGGAGCCAAUCAUUGAGAAUUUCUUGUCUGAGGUUCAUCAAAUCCGAGAUGACAUCACAGGACUGGAGAUAGAGGUCCUGAAGUUCACCCAGCAGCAAAAGACCCUGGUGGCGACCAUGCGUCGUUUCAGUGUGAUGAAGAAAGAGAGCAGCAUUACACGAGACAUCAAGCUCCAGGCUGAAAGCCUCCACCGGCGCUUAGAUGCCCUUUCAAAACAGGUCCAAAGAACUGAGGACCAGCAGGGACCUACUGCUGUUACAGCGAGAAUACAGCGCUCCCAGCAUGCAGCACUGUACCUCAAAUUCCAGCAGGUAAUGCGGCAGUAUAAUGAAGGUCUGCUGACAAAGCAGGAGCGGUGUAAGCACUUCAUUAUCCGGCAGCUGGAGGUAUCGGGGAGGGAUGUGGCGGAGGAGGAAGUAAAUGAGAUGGUUGCCACAGGAAAAUGGGAGGUCUUCAAUGAGAACCUGCUGAAUGAUGCCAGAAUCACACGGUCACAACUGUCUGAGAUCGAACAGCGACACAAGGAGUUGUUGAGCCUGGAGAACAAUAUGAAGGAGCUGAGGGACCUGUUCAUGGACAUUUUCAUGCUGGUGGAGGAACAGGGGGCCUACAUCGAACAUAUCCAAACCAAUGUAGAGAGGACACAAGACUAUGUGGCGGCAUCAAAUGAGAAGUUCAAGCUGGCCGCCAGGUAUAAGAAGAAGAACCCAUUUCGGCAGCUGUGCUGCUGCUGCUGCCCUCCCUGGAGGUGCUGCCUAUAACACAUAUGUUUUUCCAUCAAUGGUCAUUCCGAAUAACAUUUUAUUUCAAAAGUCUCACUUACCUGUUGGGAAUAAGCAACUCUGGAUUCAAGUGCCAUUAAAGUGAAGGUUAUGGUACUGCAGUUUUUGAACAGAGCAACAGCGAAGACAGAUUCAGCAGAGCGUAGAAAACAAUUAGGGGGAAAGGCCGGAAUUGGUAUUUGAGGCACUUGUUUCUUUCAAGAGGAUGUGAAGCAACCACUAUUGGAAGAGACAGUUCAGUGAGUGCUACCCACUAACCCGCUGCUUAUUGGAGACCUUCACUGUCAUCUGACAGAGGUCACAAACAAGGGGAGAUCACUGCCUCUGCCACUGCAAGAUCAGCAAGACUGAAAUUUCACAGUUUUUUUCAAAGAGCCUCUCAUCUUUUUUUUUUUUUUUUGGCCACAGGAGCUCUAGUUAAUGAGCGUGUAUUUUUUUUUUUUUUUUUUUUUUUUUUUUUACACAGUAUGCACUUUAAUACCAAUCUAUAAUUUUUCUCUUGUCACUAAAGUGUAACCUAGUGGAGAAAGAUUCUCUUUCUCAGAGAUUUUGAGUCACUACAUAUUCAUUUCAUUUUUGGUCCACAUGCUGAUGAAAAAAGGACUUGUUUUACAAUUAGUCGUUAGUCUCAUUUGCAUUUCAAAGUCUGAUCAUUUUCAGCGAAAAAAAAAGGUUACUAAUUUAUUCAGUUUCACAGAGGCUGGGAUUCACGUAAAACUCUGAAUAACAAGCCUUGAUCAAAAUGUUGCUGUCAUGAUGAAAAAACUACAGGAAAUCAUUGAAGUCAUUUGUUUAAAAAAAAAAAAUAAGAUUUGAAGUCUUACAUUUCAGGAAAUAUUUAAUUUCUCAUGAUGCUUUGUAUUUUGGAGGGCAAAGACAAUUUACAAUUCUGUUGGAGCUGUUACAUGGUUCAGAUAAAAAUUUUUGGCAUCCAUAUGUAUCAUUAUUAUUGAUAUCAUUAUGUUGCACAAAAGGGAAGCAGCUCUUGUCUGAGGGAGUAGCAGCAGUUCUGGCUGAAAUGCUUGGAAUAUGCUGCAUUACUAGACUCACACCUCUUGACAGGUAAUCAUCUCCUGUUUCACCUUUUACUUAAUGUUGAUUUGAAAAUACUCACUCAUUUUCCCUGCAGGGAUAGGGACUAAGUUUUAAUAAAUCAGUCAUUUAUUUCAGGA
This is a messenger RNA of Toxotes jaculatrix (banded archerfish), 2382 nucleotides long. It is a transcript of the gene stx19, whose product is annotated as syntaxin 19. The transcript has 5 exons. Gene Ontology annotation, molecular function: SNAP receptor activity; SNARE binding. NCBI's taxonomy places the organism in Eukaryota, Metazoa, Chordata, Actinopteri, Toxotidae. Gene Ontology annotation, biological process: synaptic vesicle fusion to presynaptic active zone membrane; intracellular protein transport; exocytosis. Gene Ontology annotation, cellular component: endomembrane system; plasma membrane; synaptic vesicle. The record is from RefSeq and is a predicted model, not a curated record. The coding region runs from base 281 to 1189 and encodes 302 amino acids.